Molecule: messenger RNA, 5953 nt
Organism: Penaeus monodon (black tiger shrimp)
Lineage: Eukaryota; Metazoa; Arthropoda; Malacostraca; Decapoda; Penaeidae
Gene: Gdap2
Product: protein GDAP2 homolog
Exons: 13
Coding region: 149-1660 (503 amino acids)
Source: RefSeq, a predicted model, not a curated record
UAAAAAGACUUGUAUUAACAAUCUGCAUAAAAAGACAUCAAUAACAACAAUAAUAAAACAUUAACUAGACUCGUUUCCCCUCCGUCAUCUGUAAACAAAUCCUACCUUUUGAAGCCUUUGAGUUUUAGGAACCAAGUUAUGAGACGCCAUGGAACCGCUGGGAGUCAAACCACAAGUAGUAGAUGUGUGGAGCUUGCCAACCUGGGCUGUUUCGGAGCCUGGGACACCUCCUCUGUUACCUCCACAGCCGACUCCCAACCAUGCAAUGCCACCAUUUAGGAUAAGCAAGAGUCUCAAUAAUAAAAUCUGUCUGUGGAAUGGAGACAUAACCUGCCUGAAUGUAGAGGCCAUUGUACAUAGCACCAAUGAGUCCUUGAACGAGCGCAGUGCUACUAGUGAGAGGCUCCUGUACAAAGCUGGGUCAGGGCUGAAGUAUGAGCUCGCCCACAACAUCAAGAGCUGCAAAACAGGUGAAGUGUGUAUCACGGAUGGGUACAGCCUCCCAGCUCGAUACGUGAUCCAUACUGUGGGUCCUCGCUACAACAUCAAGUAUCAGACAGCUGCUGAGAGUGCUCUUCACUACUGCUACAGACGAACUUUAGAAUGUGCGCGUGAGAAGAAAAUCCGAACAAUUGCCUUUUGCCCAAUCAAUUCUGUAAGAAGAGGCUUCCCCCCAGACCAAGGUGGACACAUAGCACUGCGCACUGUUAGACGAUUCCUAGAGCGCUUCAGCCAGCACAUGGAGAGGAUUGUGUUUGUGGUGAACAGCAUAGAUGUAAGCAUUUAUGAGAUCCUGCUACCACUCUAUUUCCCCAGAACAAUGCAGGAUGAAGACUGUGGAUGUUAUUUGUUACCUAAUGACCUUGGAGAUGAGUUGGGAGAACCUCUUAUCCCAGACAGACAGAUUCGGAUAAUUGACAAUCCACAGCAUAAAUAUGAAGACCUGGAAGACUCUGCAGACUUGGCAGCGCAGUUCCAGUCGUCUGUGAGCAUUGGCGACCACGCCUUCUCACAAAUGGAGGAGGACAUUGACAAGCAGAGGCUUCUUGGGGGUCAACCGGCCUAUGCCACGGCUGACCCUGAGACUGCCUCCAUGACCUCUGACCUCCAGCACAAGCAGAGGUAUGAGAGGCUCCUUCGCCGUGCCAAGACUGAGGAUCUGAGCGAGGUCUCGGGAAUUGGGUGCCUCUACCAGUGUGGGGUUGACAAGUUUGGCCGUCCCGUUAUCAUCUUCAUCGGCAAGUGGUUCAAAUUCAACGAGAUCAAUCUGGAAAAGGCCAUCCUUUACCUGAUCUACCUGCUAGACCCCUUGGUGCGUGGUGACUAUGUGAUCGUCUAUUUCCACACUAUCACCACAACAGAGAACCAUCCCUCGCUUGCUUGGAUCAGGGAGGUCUAUGAGGUCCUUGAGUAUAAAUACAAGAAGAACCUCAAAGCCUUCUACAUCGUUCACCCAACUCUAUGGACCAAAAUUAUGACUUGGUGGUUCACUACUUUCAUGGCUCCACAGAUCAAGCAUAAGGUUCACUCUGUUCCUGGCGUUGAAUACCUGUAUGACAUCAUCGAUCAGGACCAGCUGGAGAUCCCUGCAUACAUCACAGAGCAUGAUAUGACAGUGAAUGGAAUUCGCUACUACAAGCCAGGCUCGGCAUCCUCAUGAAAAGCUUUGAAUUUCUUUGAAAAUCCAGAGAUGGAAUGAGGAAAGAUGUUUCAUGUUUUUUAUUUUUCAUUCUUUCUUUUUUCUGUUAAUGAGUCUGUAGUGUGUGACAUGCAAUAAUGAUAAUAAUUAUAAAAUGAAUGAAAAAUCAGGAAUAAAAAAACAAAAUAUGCCGAGAAUGAAAAGAAGUGGAGCAAGGAUUUUUCAGUGCAGUAUUGAUGUAUGAUAGUUGGCAUUUUGAUCACAUUUUCUCAUUCUUCCAUUGUGGAGAAAUAUUUUACGUUGUUUUUACAAAGAGCUUUGUGCAGUGAUGUAACAUAUCUUAGCACUACACUUUAGAUUGUGGCCUUGUUUUAAGAAAAAAGUAAUAAUAAUAAUAAUCAUAACAAUAUAUCAUAUAUGUAAAAAUAAGUCAUGCCUGAUUCCCCCUUGAUCAAGGUAGAUAUUACAUGCACUAUUCAUGUCCUUUCAAGAUAGUAGAGUAGAAAUCAAAAUAUAUGGAAGAUAUAGAAAGCAAACCAUAAAUGUAGAGAAAAGAAAUCCAUCUUUUUCUCUCUCUCUCUCGGGUUGGGGGAGCAUGUGUUUUGUAUAUACCAUUAACCUAUUUUUACUGGCAAUAUACCCAUUGCUCAAUAACUUACCAAGGAGUCUCCUUACCUCCACCCCUUACCCUCUAACCCCCUUUCCCCCUUUCUCUCAAAGCUUCCCUGACAUGAGCAGUAAUAUCUUUUUUUUUUCUGUGGUGUACAUAAACAAUCAAGGUGUUUGUCAGUGAAUUGAGGAUGCAAUCAACAUAUCUCUCUUGUGUAUGUACGUAUGUGCGUGUGAUGGAGCCAUAUUCGGUGUUCCAAUUUUUUUUCUUUUCUCUUUCUUUUCCAAUUGUCAUGGCAUUGAUUAAAACCUUGUUGGAGAUAGAGUGGUUUAUGUUUGUUUUCCUUCUUUUUUGUUUGUUUUUUGUUUUUAAAUAUUACUGUUUUGCGUAUGCUUUUGUCUGUUCUUGCUUUCUUUUUUAUAUAUUUUUCUUUAAGUACACCAUUUUUGAUGACUUUACAUAAGACAUUGGUUUAUGAAAGAAUGUUCUCAUUGUUGACCACUUAUGUGCUUUGCAAAUUAAAUGUUAUAAGGCUUUCCAGAAUGUCUAUGUUUGCAUGUACUUGCAUAUGUGCAUUUUUGAGUGAGGGAAUGAAGGGGACAAGAGAGAAUGAAGAAGAAAAAAGAGAGUAGAGAAAGGAGAAGGAGAGAAAGUGACUGUGUGUCUUGAAUGCGUAAAUACAACCGUUUGGAUCUGGACAAGGAAUGAAGAAUUUUGUAUGUAACCUUGUACCAUUUAAAUUGUAGAGCAUAUCUAAUUAUCUUCUCUUUAAAGUUCAACAACACAAUACACUGAAAGUCACUGUAAAAAGCAUGAGAUUUUUGUAAAUUAAGAAGAGAUUAACAAUCUAAGAAGUAAGACAAUAAUAGAUUUUUCUUGUAUUUAUUUACAAAGAAAUUCACCUGAGUCUUGUUAUUUGCUUCCAUUAAAAUCAUAUUCUGUAAUUAGUACAAGAAAAGUUGCAUUUACAUAUUUAUUUAUGUUUUACUUAUAUACAUAUGUUUUAUUGAAAGCUUAUUUACAGAGGUUCUAUUUACUCUCUUAUUUCUUUGUUUUCUUCAUUCCCAUUUUUAGUAUGAAUUAUUAGUAUAAGAAGAGAGCAAGUAAUAUGAUAUAUAGUAAAGUAUGAUCAAGUUUAAGGGGAGCACUGGAGUAGAACAUACAUAUCAUUGAAUUAAUAAUAAAAAAGAGAAGAAUAUUAUUAAUUGAAUUAAAGCAAAUAUUCUCAAUCGUGGUUUAUCCAUUUCUCACUGGCAAAAUCCUAAAAGCGUCUUAUGUGAUCCCUACUUAUACAGAAUUUUGAAGUUUAGAAUAUGUUUUUAUUAUAUGCAAUUAACUUCAUUCAGUAUGAAUAUCUAGCUAGAAUAAAAGGUAAGAUUUUUAAUCCUUUUUUAAAUGCUGUAAGUUCCUGGAGUGAAAUUUUAAGGCUGGGAAAUCAUAGCCAUAAAUCAAGCAUUACUUGGGCAACGUUUUUUUGCCACUUGUGUGCCUCUCUCUGCUACUUUUGGUUGUUUAAUCAGUCAGAGAACCUGUAUGAGAUGCAGCCUGUAAAGAAUGCCAUUUUGAUAAGGUGUUGAUGAUUAGUAAGCUUAGGUAUCAGGAGGCACCACCUUCAUUGCUGACAGGUGUUAUCUAGGAUUAUAUUAAUUUCUGUCUGGAGCCAUGUGUUCCUUUUAGGUGUCUCAUUUACUGGAAAUUCUCAUGUGGAAUCUUGGAUAAAUACAAGUUCUUGGAAAUGAGCUUCUCAGAUGUUAGAUGUGUAUUCUUGUGCGAUGACACCAGAUGGUGAAGCAUAAAUUGCUUUCCUCGGUCUCAUGGUCAUUGCUCACAUUAUGGCCUUCCAUAUUACUGACAGCUGGCUAGUGAUGUCUCUGAGAAUGUGUGUAAAACCAAGGAUGUUAUAUACCUUGUCUUCUUACCAGUCUUGGUGGUGACAGAUUCACUGGCUAUCCUCCUCUCCAUGUGAUUAUAUUCUUUGGUGACAAGAUGUUCUUUAUAAGAGCCUUGUUCUUCAUUUAACCCAAUCCUGACAGGUCACGUGUACACAUGUCAUAACAAACCGCUUGGUCUGUGGCGUAUGGCUGUAUGUGCAGCAAUGCGCCAGAGCACAUGGAGCUGGAAGUUCCGCUACAUGUAGUGGAUUCCUGUGCCCAGUGUCUAGACGUUGCCAGAAAUGACCAGAGUUUAUGAUGCUGAGAGAUUUCUCAUACCUGGCCCCAUUGGGUUAAUCUACAGAGAGCUUUGUAUACAUUCAAGUCCUUGUCAUCAACAAAGAGUGACCAGAGUUGCACCACACAGUCUCCAUGUGAGCUGUAAUUUGAUGUCACCUCUGUAGUAAUAGUGUUUAGGUCUUAGUAACAAAACAAAUAUCAAAGGGAAGUUUUAAUAUGUUGCAAAGAUUCCAGCUUAAAAGUUCUUUCCUAAAAAUUCUUUUGUGGGGCAGCAUGUCCUGCUCCAGUUAUGAGGCAAAAAUAAUCUUUCAUGACAUUUGAUAUAAGAGCCUUUAUGCAAGUUGUCAGGUUGUGAAGCUAUGCCACAUUCAUGGACAAGCAUCUUUCAAAAGUAGAUUAUGUUUUUGGUAAGGUUAUGUUGUGGUAUCUGAGAUACAGCUGUGGGUUUUUGGUGUGGGAGAGCAGGUUAGCGAGAAAGGUAAGAUCAGGAUAGGAGGAAGUAUGGACAGUGCAGAACAACUAGCAGUGGCAGACAUGUUCAAACCAUGGAGGAGGGUGGCCUUUCCUUCUUCAAGCUUUUUUCCUGUCUCCCUGACUUACUUUUUAUGCUCUUGUCUUUAUCUUAGGCUUUUGGAUUUUCAUAACUUGCUGAAAUAAAGCAUUAAUGAAGUUUGAAGAAGACCCACUGAGUGACAAAAUGUAGCUCAUCCCAGUCCCCUUGUUAAAUGCUGAUCACCACCUAGGCCUUGGGGCUUGUAUACUUGUGCAACAUAAGGCCAGUUAGCUUCUAAAUGUCACUGAAAAUCUGCCAUAACUGCUUAUUUUGUAAGUUUUGCUAGAAAACUUUAGCUUGAGAAAGCUGAAGGAUACCCAAACAUAGGAAUUUUUUUCCUGAAUGUCAAUAUUUUCCAAUAAUGCACUAUCCUCUCCGAUGCUCCCCUUAAGGAAGCAGUGGUCAGUGCCUAUGAAGUCACACAUAAAGAAAUGGUAAGGUGAUGAUGUUAGAUCAGAAAAUUACACCUGACUUGACUGCAUUGUCAACUAUUUUACUGUUAACACUUAAAAUAAUAUAAUGUAUAUAAUGUCUUUUUGUUCUCAAAAAGAGGAAGCCAUAGAAGAAAUAUAAGGGAAAAUUAUUAUCUGUUGACCAUGCUUAAAUCUUGUUAAUGAUAUUGUAUAUACUUAUCUAAGAUGUUAUACAUUGCACAUUAUGAAUUGAGCAGUAUGUUUAAGCAGUGUACUAUACUUUGUGGCAUGUCAGCUCAGUUUCAGGUCAAAAUAAAACUCCUGUCAGAAUGUGCUUCCAACAGUGGGUUGGAGUUCAGAGAUAGCACAGUUUUCUUAUUUUCAGAUCAGUUCUUGUUAACGUUGAAGAGUGUUCUGAACUAUCUUGUUUCUUAUUGGCAAAGAAUGGAAACUAGUAGUAAUAAUAAUUGAUAAGAAAAGAGAAAUAAAUAGUAACAGAUAAGUUAAAAGAAAGUGUGAUGACUCUGAACUUUCUCCCUAAGAAGUAAAAAAAAAAAAAAAAAAAAA